AUUUCACCUUAAAAAUGUUGCUUUGGAAAACCUGAUUCAAGCUCGGCCAGAAAAGUAGACUCAAUACAGGUGUGUUCUACCCUAUGAUGUAUACUAAUAUGAAGUUCUCAUCCAUAUCUACCAAGAAGGAAAACUUUUCUGCAGAUAUUUUUAAGCACAGGAGUUUAGAAGACCUGAAGAAUUUUUAUCGAGAAAAUAUUGGAACCAUUCGAACGAUAGAGGCAAUUCAGUUCUUGGAUCAUGCAAACACGUUGGGGCUGAUCUCUAGUCAAGAGAAUCAUCAGGCUAAUCUGAAAUACAAAGAGUACAUCUCUUCAUAUGCUAUCAAGAAUAUUGUGUUUAGCCUUUCUUCUUGCAACCCUUUUGAUAUAAUGGUUUUCUUGGAAACCAUUGUGCUUUGCAAAGAUGAUAUUUAUAAGAAAGACCUAUUUAAUAUCCUCAGGACUCAUAAGCUCAGAAAUAUCCAAAAUUUAGUGUAUGAGCAUUUGAUUUACGCGGAACAAGAGAAAUUACAGAAGAGUAUUAACCAGUUGGACAAGGACCAAACCAUUAAUAUACUCUUUUUCUUAGCCAGAUAUGCUAUUAUUGACUCUGAAUUAUACCUGCAUGGUCUCUUACUCUCCCAUCUACACUCUAAGGUUGAUAUACUAGGCACUAUGGAUCUUAUGAAGGUAUUCAAUAUCUUCAAAUCACUCAAAAUGAUCUACAGUCAAGUUCUAAAUUCAGAGAAGAGAAAGGAUGGAAUUCCAGCAAAGGAAAUAUCUCUUCUUAAGUUUGAGAAGAAGAUCAGAGACCUUGUGUUCUAUUACUUCACUGUAAAGAACCCUGAACUUGACAAAGAAUCAGCUAUUUAUUUCCUCAACUCUGGCUAUCUUGGUGUCUCAGGAUCGCUUAUACCCAAGAAUAUAAGAAGUAAGAUCUUGAAGAGCCUUGAUUUUGAUGAAAUAAGUGUCAAGGACCUCAUACAGUACCGAGUGAUCCUCUCCGAUGAUAUGGAAAUGGAAGAAUAUACGAAGAAGUUAAUGGACAGGAUCCUUACUAAAGACAAGAGAGCUAUCAUUGAGCUUGAUUUUAAGCAACUAGCAACUUUAAUCAGGAUGGUGUGUAAAUAUUACCCUGAAAGAGUCCAGAUCUUGUACAAUUAUUGCUCUAAUGUGAUGGAUAGAAAAGUAUAUGAUUUAACCUUGAAUCUUGAUAGUCUUUGUGAUAUUAUCCACUCUUUCACAUUAGCAAAGCAAAUAAAGACUUUCUCUGAUCCAAUCCUGACCUCUGCUAUUCCAAUCAUCAAUAUCGUAGGACUUGAGUCUUUAAGCUCUGGCAAGAGAUUGGAAAUCCUAUGGGCUUUGGUAAGAAUCGCUCAGGAAAACAUCAAUGAUCAAAAGAGUCUCUCAAGUAUCAGAAGUAUCUUACCACAUCUCGAGAAAAUUCUAGAAAUGUCUUUCAAGGAAAGACUCAAGAUCUACCACUUCUCUUACAUUGUUGACAUCAACAAGUUCUAUAAGACAGUUCAUGGGAAGGAUCUGUUCGACAAGUAUGUUCUGGCUCGUUGCAAGAAGGUCCAAAAUACUUUGUUCAGAAAAUCGCAGAAGAUUUAAAUAUCUAUUAAUUAAGGUCAAGCCAGG
Messenger RNA from Moneuplotes crassus, 1622 nucleotides. The record is from the annotation of a GenBank genome assembly. NCBI's taxonomy places the organism in Eukaryota, Ciliophora, Spirotrichea, Euplotida, Euplotidae.